AAAUAAUUGACGGACUUUGGGAGUGAUCUCAGGGUUUCUUGUCUUAAAUCACUACAUGAAUCCACAUUAGCUGUUAGACAAUUGCCGAUGUUGCGUCCAGGCUACAAUUUUUAAAUGACUUGGUCAGAUGAGUAUUUGGUACACGUUGCUGAAGCCUGAUAAUAAAAGAUAGUAAUUGAUGGACUGCAUUCAAGUUGUGAAAUGAAAUAUAAGAACAAGGUUUGGUCAACUUGAAUUCAUUGACAGGACAAAAGGUUGACGUUUCGGCUAAGAGCCUUCAUCAGAAAACAAGACAAAUUUGAAGUCUGGCUCGUGACUUUGCACUGUUUGCUAAGCCACGUAGAUGGACUUCCUGAAACGACCAACAACCAAUAUUCUAACCGUCCAAUCCUGCCCGAAUGCGAGCCCAGAUGGUGUUGAACUAACACUUGACUGGCUGAACCAUAUACUUGCUAGUGGUCUUAUAAUAAACUAUAAACUUUUCAUUAAGAAAUGUCAUGGGGUAAAAAGGCGCGUUUAUGAGAAAAUGUAUCAUUCUUAAAAUCAAAGUUAUAGAUUUCUGAUUUUGGUGCAAACAUCAUUUCUGAUUUCGGUGCAAACAUCAUUUCUGAUUUUGGUGCAAGCGUCGAGAAAUUUGAUUCUACGCUAUCAUACAUUCAUUUAUAUUUCGGCUGGAAGGCAACGAAUGCGUCUGUGUUGCGACAUCAAUUUUUACAUCAGAAUGUUGCAUAAACACUGAAAAUACUAAAGUUCGGGCCUAAUAUAUAUAUAUAUAUAUAUAUAUGACUGUGAUUAGAUUAGAAGUGUGUGUAGAAUUUAUUGCCUUCUGGGAUAGAAAGGUCAUCAGGCUAAGUAUGAAAACUUUAUUUGACGACCAAUCCAACAUGUGUCCACCUUAAAUCCCUUAUCUCCUGAGACAACCACGUGAUCGCCGACCGCUUUCCUUAUCUUGAACAGUUCAGAAACCAGUUGUCAUGUGGAAAUCUUUUUUUGCAACUUUUCAUUUCUGAAUUAUUUUCCUGCGGUGUAGACAGGACAUUGAGACACUGUUCUGGUAGGCGGGUUUUAACAUAUAUAUCUCAGCUGUAUUUGUGGAUAGCAUUGCCUGUAGUUUAUAAAAUGAAAUGUUUAUUUUGUUGUUCUUGCUGUUUUCACUUGCUUUCAUUGAAACCAAUCUGGUUAUCCUUUGUAUUUGGGUUUCGUUAUUUAAAAAAAAUGUUUAUAAAAGUCUUGUGUAAUAAUGGUACUCUAAAUACUACGUGUAACCAAAUGAAGAAUUAACGUUCUCGUAUAACAAAAGCAGUCGCGGUGUAACGGUUAUGUGUUAAUACAAUUUGAGUCCUGACUUGUUGUGACUUCAUCUACCUCAAAAUUUACUAAAAAUCCCAACAUCAAAGAACAUAUAGACUGUUGCUCCAUUUUUAAAUCCUUUAAAGUAAGUUAGCUUUAGUACGUGGCUGGCAGGCAGGCAAAAAUCUUCGGAGGAGAAAUCCACAAGGCCUGUGAUUAUUCUUUUUAGGAUUAUAAAAUGGUUCCCUACACAGCAAAUCGCCGCUCCACGCCGCUGGAUCACCAUUUGUAUGAUAGAGCUUGGCAACAGUGGCGACGAAGGAGUUGCCGGAAUGGUUCAUUGUGCCUACGGGACUCCAUCUCCAGAUUUGAAUUCAGAGAAUCCUUCUCUUAGAUGAGUUGCCAUCCAAGGUUAACGAGUUCCACCCACCCGGGCUUUGGUGGGGUUGAGCUCCAGACCAUGAACUUGAGCUUAGCUCAGUUUAGACCACUCGGCCAUCCAGCCCCCCUAGUCAACAAACACAGUUAUUAUAACAUAUACAAGUCAUUAAAAACUGUGUUAGCUGUUGAAAGGCGAUGGCCAAAGCGUUUUUAUUAAAAUUCAAAUCUUCCCUUCGUACUACAUCAAAAUAACAUGGAGAUUAAUCUUCUGGAGAAUUGUCACAAUCGAUGUUUUUAGAGAAACGCGCCAUCGGGAUCCAUGGAUUAAAUCCAUCAUUAAAUAUUAUUUUUAAUAGAUAAUGACAGAUUUAUAGAUUUAUUGCUUGUAAACAACAACAAAAUUGUGUUUAUUUGUUCCUCAGAUGGCGUGUAACGCUGUCCGUGUGCUAGCAGCUUUCCUAUCGCUAACGGCUUACUGUCACGGUUUCACCCUGACGGCGACCCCUGACCAUAUCGAAAUCGACCAAACCCAAAAUGUCGUCCUCGAGUGCAAGUUUGGGGGCUCGUCCAACUCGGACCUCGUGGAAAUCAACCGUGUCCGGAUAGAUAAGCACGUGAACGGCGCGUGGACGCUGGUGGCGCAGAUCGUCGACGUCAACAAUCAGAUCAGCUCCGUCCCCAGCGUGACCGCCACCGGACUGAUCGGUGCACCCAGGGACACCUACCUGAGGGUCGCGUGGAAGCUGGCCACCGCCGACACCCCGGGCGAAUACAGAUGUGAGCAGCUGGGGCUCAACGGGGCGCAGAACUUCGUCUCGGAGAGAACGGACGCCAUCGUCAUCGGAGACAACUCGGCCAUCACGGCCACCAUCAACCUGCUGGUCAAGAAGCAAACCCUGGCCUUGCAGAACUCCUUCGACCAGUACAAGAAGGAGACCUCCCAGGAGCUGACCGACAUCCUAAACAUCAUCCGGAUCAACCAAAUUUCAGAGCUGCAGGCGUUCAACAACAUUUCUGCUCAGCUGGCGUCCAUAGUCCAAAAGCAGAACUCGCUCGAUGCAAGGAUAACGGCCCUGGAGGGCGGCUCAGUAGUGGCACCCACCUCCGCCCCCGUGACGACAUCGGCUCCAGGGGCCACCGCUGCACCGGGGAACCAACAGUGGCCUGGCGGAAGUUACGGUCUGUACCAGCCUCGAUCAGGCUGUCCGGCGAACACGUCCGACGCAACCUGGGUCAGCGGCUACCGCAGACACCACACUGAACCGAUCAACAACAUCGACCACGUCUCUGACGGUGGCAAUAUGGCGAUCCCCAUCUUCGAGGAAGUGGGCACCGAGUAUUAUUUCAACCAAAGAUUCUGUAUGGUCCCCUCUCCCGCCAACGGACCAGCCUGGCCGAGUGGCUCUUACUGCAUCAACCGGAAGGGCGGCUCCUGUCCGGCCGGAUUUAACUCCGGGUACAUCGAAAUCGACGACUACAGCAACUCCCAGGACGUGGUGUCCGGGUCCGUCCCGGACGGGGCGUACGGCACCACGUCCAUCAUCUACUACUGCUGCCGCAACGACGGAGCCGUCAGUGAUCCCAUCACGCUGCCGACCGGCUCAUCUUUCUACCUGUACAGGUACAGCACGCAGUGUCAGCGCGUGAGCGGUAUGCUGGAGCAGCAGGAGUACAUCUUCAUCGACACGGCGAGCGCCAACAACCUCGACAAAUACGAGAACCAGUGGCAUCCCUCGGGCAGCUUGAAUGACGUCAGAAUUGUGCUCUGCUACUACCGCCCCAUCUAAACCUCCGACAGGCGGCCUAUUUCAGUUGCUAUCUCCUUAGACUGCCAGUUUCAGUUGCUAUCGCCAUAGACUAUCAAUUUUAGUUGCUAUCGCCAUAGACUGUCAGUUUUAAUUUUUAAAAAACCUCAAUAAAGUUCGACAUAUUAACAA
Lymnaea stagnalis (great pond snail) is the source of this 3608-nucleotide messenger RNA. The record is from the annotation of a GenBank genome assembly. Lineage: Eukaryota; Metazoa; Mollusca; Gastropoda; Lymnaeidae.